Messenger RNA from Pangasianodon hypophthalmus (striped catfish), 993 nucleotides. Its product is annotated as trace amine-associated receptor 13c-like. The transcript has a single exon. Gene Ontology annotation, cellular component: membrane. Gene Ontology annotation, biological process: G protein-coupled receptor signaling pathway. The record is from RefSeq and is a predicted model, not a curated record. The coding region runs from base 1 to 993 and encodes 330 amino acids. Gene Ontology annotation, molecular function: trace-amine receptor activity. Lineage: Eukaryota; Metazoa; Chordata; Actinopteri; Siluriformes; Pangasiidae.
AUGAACCUGACAGAGUUUAAUCAGUCUGAUCGCUGUGAGCAUUUCUCCUGUCCAGAGAGAUCUGUAUCUCCUGUAGUUUAUAUCUUACUGUACAUGUGUUCAGCUGCUGUGGUUCUGCUAACAAUGUGUGGAAAUCUGCUUGUCAUCAUCUCUGUUUUUCACUUCAAGCAGCUUCACACACCGACCAACAUGCUCUUGCUCUCUCUGGCUGUGUCGGAUUUCUUCGUGGGUGCUUUUCUAUUGUCGCCAAUGUUAAUCUGGACUAUUGAGUCAUGCUGGAUUUUUGGGAGAAGUUUCUGUUCCAGUUUUUGGUUGAUAACUGGUUUCCUCACAGCCUCGUCCAUCUAUAAUAUCGCUUUGAUUGCUGUGGAUCGGUAUUUGGCUCUCUCAAUCCCCUUUCUCUACAUGAACAGAGUGUCUGUAAGGAUCACUUGUAUUGUAAUUGUUUUUGACUGGUGUGUGGUGGUGGCCUAUAAUUUGGCACUCUUUUAUUUCAGUGGAAACUUCAAGGGUUUUAUAAUAUGUCCUGGAGAGUGUUUUCUCUUUCUGAAUGAGGUUUGGACUGUAAUUGACCUUAUAUAUUCAUUUAUAUUUCCACUCUCUGUCAUUAUCAUAUUGUAUACUCGAGUUUUUAUGAUUGCUAAGAAACAUGCCACUGCUAUCAGAGAGCUUAAUAAUCACAUACGGCCUAAAACUCAGAAAAUCACCUCACACUCGAUGAAAUCUGAGCGAAAAGCAGCUAAAGUACUUGGAAUUUUAGUGGCUGUGUUUCUGAUGUGUUUACUUCCAUAUUUUAUUAAUAGUUUGUUAGGUGAUGUUAUUGAAAUACAGACAAAAACAUUUCAGAAACUUGUGAUUGUGGUUUAUCUUAAUUCAACGAUUAAUCCAGUUAUUUAUGCUCUGUUUUACCCGUGGUUUAGGAGGUGCAUUAAAUUAAUUAUAACUCUGCAAAUAUUCCAAACAGACUCUGCAUUAAUAAAUGUUCUUUCAUGA